GCGGCAUGGAAAUGGAGGGUAUUCAUUAUCAUGAUUUCUAAAAAAGGAAUUCAUAAAGGUCGUACAAAUCGUUACUCUGUGUUUUUUGUCUUCUUCCACUCACCAGGAUGGCUCCUGUUGCCAACGAGGAAAAUGAUCGUGGGCAGUCCUGGAAAAGAAACCUCUCAUCGACUCGACUGAUGAUCUUGAGCCAUUCAGCAGCCAUCAUCUCCACCCACACACACUGUUCGAUCCGUUCCGAGCGACCACCCCGGACAUACUUCUCUCAGGGCCACGGCCGAGAGACAUCACAUCAAACCCAGCGCCUCGUCAAUAAGAACCAGGACAAAGGUAUAGCGGGAAUCCAAUAGAGACGCUCAUGAGUCGAAAUGCAGUCGUUAAAAGAAACAAACUCAUCUUGAAUAAGAAAUUGAAGAAGAAGGAAGAAAUAGAAGGACCAGAAAAAGGAUAGAAUGUGGUUCCGUUCCAUUUGUGGUAGCCAGAGGGCAAAAGUCAAAUCCAGCGUAACCGCCGCCACGCUUCCUCUGCAUUCCACCCAUGAGAACAUUGAGGAGGUAAAAGUGCAAAUCUAUCUUUCCUCCCGUUUUGGAACUUUGAAAGGUCCAUAAAUGUGUGUUUUUUCCAAUGCCUUUUGUUUUUAUAUUUUCAUCAGAAUCGUCCUCCAUAAGGUCCAAGAUCUAGAUUGCCCCGGAAUCGUGUUUGGGGUAUGCUCUUUAUUUGUUGAGAAAGAAAAACAAAGGGAAAAGGAGAAGGAAAGAAAGGCGGCCGACGCAGCCUUGGAGGACAGCCC
Messenger RNA from Cryphonectria parasitica EP155, 790 nucleotides. RefSeq lists its product as uncharacterized. The transcript has a single exon. The record is from RefSeq and is a predicted model, not a curated record. Bases 108 to 350 code for a protein of 80 amino acids. Lineage: Eukaryota; Fungi; Ascomycota; Sordariomycetes; Diaporthales; Cryphonectriaceae.